Molecule: messenger RNA, 640 nt
Organism: Annulohypoxylon maeteangense
Lineage: Eukaryota; Fungi; Ascomycota; Sordariomycetes; Xylariales; Hypoxylaceae
Exons: 1
Coding region: 140-640 (166 amino acids)
Source: RefSeq, a predicted model, not a curated record
CCUUAGGCACAGAACAUCCGAAUCCCCCUUUUCCAACGUCGAUAGACAUACCAUAACAUAACACAGUACACGAUCCCUUUCAAAAAACCAGCCUUACCGACAAAACCAUCAUCUAACAAAAGAAGAAAAAAACAACAACAUGAUAAACUGGUCCCCCUUCGCGAUGGUCGCCUCCCCGGCAAUCCUCUUCAUCUACAGCGGGCUAACGCUCUACGUCGCGCUAUGCAUAAUGCUCGGCUUCAAAGUAGCCUACAGCUACGUCAGCCGCGACGAGUGGUGCUGCUACCGGUGGUGCAUUCUUCCGAAAUGGGCGCUCUUUAUCAUGAUGGCGGUGCCUCUGUCGAUCAUAUUCGCGAUCAUCAUAGUCCCGGUGCUAUUCUGCAUGUUCAUGUGGGUGUUCGUCAUAGACAAGAUCAGGCAGAUGUGUGUGCGCAGGAGGAAGCGGAGACGGGGUGGGAAUGAUGUCGAAUCGGGUAAUGGCGGUGCGAAUGACGAUGCGGCGAGUUGGAUUACGAUCGAGACUCCUGUGCCGGGUGCGCCCCGUGACAACCAACAUACUCCGAUCCCGCAGACGGAGGAACGCGCGACGACCCCCUUUCCCGAGAGACCCGCACCUGUACAUAUUCAAGGCGGUAUCUGA